This is a messenger RNA of Thermothelomyces thermophilus ATCC 42464, 2625 nucleotides long. RefSeq lists its product as uncharacterized. NCBI's taxonomy places the organism in Eukaryota, Fungi, Ascomycota, Sordariomycetes, Sordariales, Chaetomiaceae. The transcript has 2 exons. The record is from RefSeq and is a predicted model, not a curated record. The coding region runs from base 419 to 2365 and encodes 648 amino acids.
CGCUGACGUUUGGCCAAGCACUGCCCCGCUGCUUCAAACGACGUCACUGGGCAGCGAAGUGUGGCGGCCUCAGCUGUGGCCGGCGCCUAUUGAAAGCCCGAGAGACCCUUGUGGACACCAGAUUCAGACGAGCCGCGAUCUGCCCGUCAGUUGCAGGCAUAUCAAAACACAGGAACCCUUCAAGACACCCAAGGCAACGACCACGGUCAUUUCUUGCCCGCGUACUCGACGUUCUCAAUCGUUCAAUCGUUCCUGUUUCUAGUCAACCCGACCUACGUUUCAGCUUGCCGACAUCGGUCUCCCGACAGUGCAAAGGGGAGAUAUUCCAGUUCGAAAACAAGCCUGAGCGGUUCCGCAAAAUAAACUUAGGCCUGUUGCUAGUGCAGCGUUCCCUCGACGGGUCAGGGGCAAGGCAAGCAUGGCGACAAAGCCACAGCCCGAAGCAGGGUCACUGUCGGCAAUCAACUACCUCGCAGCGAACCCGCCUCAAUAUCCCUACCAUCCCGAGGUGCGCGAGCCCCUAACUCUGUAUAUCUCUAGGGUGCCCGGUGCACAAGACAUCAUCCUCUCUACCUUUCGGCCCCGGGAAAAGACGGUGACUGGCGAGGAUAUUACUUCCUCGCUCUACUAUGUCCAUCUCGAUUCCCCAGAAGACGGUCUGCUGGCCGUCCCACAGCGGCCCGACAAUGCGGCCUCGCCCCGAUCUAGUAGCGAGAGCGCGAGGAGCGCGAUUCCAAGGAAACCGCUACCCCCACAAGCGAAGGUGGCAGGACCAGAUCACGGUGCUUUGUCCAGCAACGAGCCGUGUCAGCGAACAACACCCACGUCCGUCCCUCAGUCCCUGGGCCCCGGGCAUUUGGCGCCGCCCCUGGAUCCGGACCCCCAACUUCAGGAUGGGGCCAUCGACCUUACUGGAUACCGGGAGAACCCCGUGUUCAGGAAACGGCGCUCGGGGGUCGCGUCAGAGACGCCUGACCACCCAACCGGGCCCACCCCCUCGGCCACAGCGUCGAGCAUAGCCCGGAAGCCGCUCAACCCAGCAGCCUCAGCCUUGGAAACUCCACCUCAUGUCGAGAUCGGCGUCGCUGAUCACAAUGCUCCCCGCGGACCUGCGACACCGGCAUCGCCGGAAAGAAAAGGCUCCCCGUUACGACCGGGAAGAACCGCGCAUACCGAGCAGUCGCGGGGUCGCCCAUCCUCUGUGGCAUUCUCACUGACCGUGAUCCGGAGAGACCCUACCUCGGGGACGCAAUGCAAUGUUGGGAAGAUCACGUCAUUUGUGACGAACGUGCCCACCCCAGAAACUGCGGACCCGUCUCUUGACCCGGACAAUAUGGGGGGAUUGCCCUCGCAUGCCCAAAAGAUCAGCAUCCGACUCGAGACGUCAGGAUACGCCAAAUACCGCGACAUGCCCACCAAGGCCGAUGUGGAAGACGCCUACCGUCUGGGUCCGGGGCAGUCGUUUUCCCAACAACUGAGGCAAAGUCUCGACCUUGGAGCGGGGCCUGCGAGAGGCAAGUUUCCAACGUCAAGGACCGCAUGGGAGACCGACGAAGGGGGCUUCGCGCGGGAGGUCGUCAUGUCGUACACCGCCAGCUGGAAGUCAAACCUGGUAAAGGCCUUCCAGCGCAAAGACCGUCCCGGUAGCCCGGUCCACGGCGAGGGGCCGUCGCCCGAGGUCCCGUCAGCUCGAAAAUCUUUCCACGCACGACACGGCAGCGCGUCCACGAUCGGAUCGGUCGACUCGGCCGACGGUAUACAUUCACCAACGCUGAUUACCCGACCUGGCCCGGGGCUCAAACCGAGAGGCUACGUCUUCGUGAGCCCAUGGGGUGGGAGAUGCGAGUUCCGUACCAGCAUCGACGGGCGGAGCCUCAGGUGCCGCCACAUCCUGGACCCCGCGACCGCGAGGAUCGACCCCCGCGAGCUUUCGCAGAGCAUCCGGGACGCGCAGGCAAUGGGCCGCUCGCGCACCGAGGAACUAGCCUCGGCCCUGGUGGGCGCCAAGCAGGUCAGCGAGCUGCGAUUCAGCUUACCCCAGGGGAAUUCGCUCCGCUCCCAUGAGGGGGACGGAAAGCCUCCUCCAAAGGGCCGUAAUCGUCUGUCGGGGCAGUUUAGCAAGCUUCUGCACCGAAGGGCGCAAAGUAGCGAUGAAGAGCCGGAAGCGGUGGACGAGCUAGACAGCUAUGAUGAAGGCACGGCGUUGGACCUGAGCCUUGGGAAGGAGCGUGCCGGAGGAGGGGCUAAAGGGAAUAAAGCGAAACUGGGAAAGCUCAUCAUCUAUGACGAGGGGUUGAAGAUGCUGGACUUGGUGGUUGCAGCGAACGUUGGAGUGUGGUGGACAACAUGGGGCCGAAUGUCUUGAUUUUUCUUUUCUUUUCUUUUCUUUUCUUUUCUUAUUUUUUGUCGAUUUUUGGCUUCAUUUGGCUUCUUUUUUUUGGCACUGUUCUAGAUAUACCCUGAACUCCAUAGUUGUGAUCAUAAUCGUUGUUGCACUUAAAGGGUUACUCCAACUCAUUUGCGCCAAAAACAAAUGGCAACCCCUGCUGCGUCUGUUACGGUCGCGGCUCCAGGAGCUCAAUCGCAAGCAAAGCGAGUCACGUGAAGGUUGUGGACCCUCCGGCA